UCCCACUUGAGCUCUGUUCACUUAACCCCUAGGCCCUAGAGAAGGAAGAAGCCAUUAACGACCACUGUUAUUCUCUCUCCAUCCUCUCUCUACAGAGGAAGAAGAAGAACAAGAGGAAGGAAUUCGCAAAAGAUGGCGUAUAGGCGCAGUCUCACAUCUAGAGUUAGUCUAUUAAGGGAUGGUUUCCACCCGUCCUUUAGCUACAUUGCAAAUGGUAGUGAUGAUAGGAAACAUGAACAACAUCCAGUUGCUGAUAAGUGUAGGCCGGGGGACGAUAAGUUCUUGAGCCGAGGAUACCACAGCGGCAACCUUAACAAUGGGUCUGCCGGGUUUGGCUCUUUAUUUCAAGAGAGAAGAUCGUUGUUGUCAUUUGGUUCUUAUGCAUCAAUUGGAUCCUCAUUCCAUAGAUUUACAUCCUCCUCGAGUGGUGGACGUGAAGGUGUGAAUACUUUAGGAGGUGCAAGUGCAUUUGGAGAAGGAUCAGACAAGUUCGAAUAUGUAAAAGAUGUUGCUGAAGUUCUCUCAGACGAAACUAUGGAAGUUGUAACAUCCGCAGCUCCUGUUGCGAUUGAAGUUGUAACAUCGGUAGCUCCUGUUGUUAGUGAAGUGUCUAUUGCAGCUGCCGAAUCAUUUCCUCCUGUGGCAGCCUUGCAGUAUUUGAUUGAUGGCUUUCAUAAUUUAUUGCCAAUGGGUGCGCCUCUGCCAGACCAUCCUAAUUGGUGGCUUGCAAUAGUUUUAUCUACUCUCUUGAUUCGAACUGCCACGGUUCCUCUUCUGAUAGAGCAACUUAAAUCCACCUCAAAACUUACUUUGCUGAGACCACGCUUGGAGGAGAUUAAAGAGCAGAUGAGUGAUUCAGCAGAAGAACCUAUAUCAAUGGCUGAGGGUCAACAACGUUUGAAAGCGUUAUUCAAUGAGUACGGAGUCACUCCUUUUACACCAUUAAAGGGAAUACUUAUUCAAGGUCCUAUUUUCAUCAGUUUUUACCUGGCUAUUACAAACAUGGUGGAGAAAAUCCCAUCUUUUAAAGAAGGCGGAGCUUUCUGGUUUACUGAUCUCACAACUCCAGAUCCUUUGUACAUUUUACCUAUUCUGACAGCACUGACUUUCUUGAUAUCUGUGGAGUUUAACAUGCAAGACGGUAUGCAAGGAAAUCCCGCUGCACAAACUAUGAAAAAAGUCUCUAGAGGUUUUGCUGCUUUUAUGGUUCCAUUGACAGCUAGCUUCCCAAAGGCAAUAUUUUGUUAUUGGAUUACCUCCAAUGUGUUCACGCUUAUUUACGGUGUAGUAAUUAAACUCCCCGCAGUAAGAAAGCUUUUCAACAUCCCAACUAUAGAUAUGCCACCACCUACCACUGGACCACAACCUGCAUUUUCGUUGUUCGGAUCAUCCAAGCCAUCUUCAAAGGUCAGUGAGAAGCUAAGGAUCCUAGAAGAGCAAGUAAAGAAUAAAGACUCCAAAACAAAAAGUGAACCGAACGAAUAAAACAAGAAACGAGGUCGGGAAAGAAAAGUACUGGCUUAGAGAUAUUGCCUCAGUUAUUUUGGUCAGUAGAGUAGAAUCAUCUAACUUGUAUACACAUGAUAGACGGGAAUCGGAUUUUAUGUACGUACCUCAGAGAAUAAUUUAGGGCGAAAUUGUAACUUUCUGAACAUCUCGCCGAAACAAUUCUGUUUUCCAAAUUAUACUGCAAAUGAAGUUUGAGGAUGGAAUACAUGUUUUCCAAUUUUGUUGUUGUGCUGUAAAUUGACAGUUGCCAGCAAAAGAAAGAUCUGUGUUUUCUUUCAGUAA
This is a messenger RNA of Papaver somniferum (opium poppy), 1791 nucleotides long. Its product is annotated as mitochondrial inner membrane protein OXA1-like. Gene Ontology annotation, biological process: protein insertion into mitochondrial inner membrane from matrix; mitochondrial respiratory chain complex IV assembly. Lineage: Eukaryota; Viridiplantae; Streptophyta; Magnoliopsida; Ranunculales; Papaveraceae. The transcript is spliced from 10 exons. The record is from RefSeq and is a predicted model, not a curated record. The coding region runs from base 133 to 1485 and encodes 450 amino acids. Gene Ontology annotation, cellular component: mitochondrial inner membrane. Gene Ontology annotation, molecular function: membrane insertase activity.